This is a messenger RNA of Sinocyclocheilus rhinocerous, 1099 nucleotides long. RefSeq names its product ly6 domain containing, pigment cell (gene lypc). NCBI's taxonomy places the organism in Eukaryota, Metazoa, Chordata, Actinopteri, Cypriniformes, Cyprinidae. The transcript is spliced from 3 exons. The record is from RefSeq and is a predicted model, not a curated record. Bases 190 to 582 code for a protein of 130 amino acids.
UUUUUAAGCUAUAGUAGUGGAGGCACCUGAUUAUCAUAGUUUCAUAGUGGCGUCCAUUUAGAUUCUGACUCCUUUAUACUCAAUAUUACAUGCCUGGAAUUAGGAAAGGGAAACUGCUCGAUUUGAUCUGGAAAAAUAGGAAAGGUUGACUCUCCUAGCUUUUUGGUGAUCAGAGGGAGACGCACCAUCAUGAUGAAAUCUAAAGGAUCCCUCCUCAUCCUCAUCGGCUGUCUGCCUUUAGCAGUGUUGUCCUUGAGAUGCUACACAUGCAUGUUUCCCGCCAUCUCUCCUCUGGACUGUCUGAAGUUCCCCCAGGAAUGUCCCGUGGGCCAGCGAUGUAUUGCCAGCAAAGCUGUAGGAGUUAAAGGGUCAGUGUCCAUUGUCCUGUACGAGCGGAGCUGUGCCCUGCCAUUACAGUGUGACCUGAGCGGAGAGAAACACGCGGCAGGAAUAAACUUCAACUACACGAGUGAGUGCUGUGACACGGAUCUCUGCAACACUGCUGCGCCCAUCAGCUCCCCCCGCUGGACCGGAGCAGUGCUGAGCCUCUGCGGUCUGGCCCUCCUGCUCCAGCUGGGAUGAGCAGCUCUUACUCUCACAGGAGGUGCUACAACACCAUCAGCAAAGUCUGAGAAUCAGAAACACCACGACAUACCAACACCGUCUGUUUAAAAACCAAUGCAUCCGCUCAAAUUUGACAUGCACACAAGACUGAAACUGUAAGUCCAUCUACGCACUUUCUUGCAAACGCCAUGCUUGAAGGGAAGUGCCUGCAACCACGUACACACACACACACACACACACACUCUCUCUCUCUCUCUCUCACACACACACACACACACACACACACAGCGAGUUGAGACUCAUGAGAAUGAGUCAUGUAUGCUCAAAAUACUGAAACUCUUCUUCUAAAUAUAAAUGGUUAAACCCACACAACUGCUAAAUCUAACAGCUAAUUUGCUUUAUUUUUAAAUACUAAUGACAGUAACUUUUGUGUCAUUUUUAUUAAUUCUAGAAACAUAAAUGCAUAUUGUUUCAUAUGAACAGGCUGUGUUCCAGAGGCUGUUCCAUUCCUGUAGAGCACAACACAAUAUUUUCU